AUGUAUUCUUUACUGAUCAGUGCUUUUCAAAUAUAUCCACAAAAUAGUUCACUUUUUUGGUGUAAAUUUCUCACUUAUACCUCGAGUAUAUUGGCACUCAUGUCACCUUACUUUAUUGUUCUCGCAUCAUUCGAUCGAUUUUGUGCGAGUUCAAUAAAUCCUCAACUACGAAAUUGGAGUAAUCCAAUUGUUGCUCGAUGGGCAAUUUUGUUCAUGAUUAUAUUAUGGGCACUAUUUCAUGUCAAUACUCUUGUAUUGUGUGAUUUACGCUUUGAUGAUUAUCGUGGAUGUAGCAUUCGAACAAUAUUUGUCUACAAUCAAAUAUAUGUCAUUCUACAAGUUAUUCUCUUCAAUGUUGUUGCACCAUGUCUCAUGACAUUGUUCGGAGUGUUAACGAUCUUUAAUACAAAAGAAAUGCGAUUUAUUCCGACAGUCAAAGCAUCAUAUCGUCGUACGGAAGGUCAACUUAUUCGCAUGCUCCUUGUUCAAGUGGUUACUUACGUUGUUCUUAACAUGCCUCUAUGUGUUAUGUAUCUCAUUAUAGUGUUGCCGACAGGAUACCAACCUUCAUCCAGCUUUUUCUUUGGCUUUGCCAUCGCUAAUUUUGCCUUCACUUUUUCUUAUGUAACACCCAUUUUUCUCUUCAUUCUAUCGGCUCGCAUUUAUAGAGAAGUAUUCCUUCAACUUGCAUAUAAAAUCUUACGUAUCAAUGGUGGUAUUCGAGUCAAUCCAAUAUCAAUGACAAACCGUUUUCGUCCGACAGCAAUAUAUCCUAAUACGAUAACAUUAGCACAGAAAUGA
Messenger RNA from Rotaria sp. Silwood2, 801 nucleotides. Lineage: Eukaryota; Metazoa; Rotifera; Eurotatoria; Philodinida; Philodinidae. The record is from the annotation of a GenBank genome assembly.